AUGGACUCGCGCGUAAUCCAUGUCGUAGACGCUCCAGGAUACGCUAGCAGCAGGACAAACUCUUUAUCGGAAUUGCUGAUCAACACCGUGAACGAUUCACUUGCCGGCUACAGUACGGAGAAAGUCUCCGAUCUGCUCCAGCGCAUCGAGCUCACCAAUAAGGUAUGCGAAAAUACCACGUCGCUGAAAAGGCGUUCAACAGCCACAAUUCCCCAUUGCAAUGGGCAACUCGAGGUCAUUUACGAGUUCAGUCGUAUGCAUCAACGAAAUGAGAAUUCGGUGGCACGAGAAUUGGUCGGUGUUGUUUUCCUUCAGUGA
This is a messenger RNA of Strongylus vulgaris, 318 nucleotides long. The record is from the annotation of a GenBank genome assembly. NCBI's taxonomy places the organism in Eukaryota, Metazoa, Nematoda, Chromadorea, Rhabditida, Strongylidae.